Messenger RNA from Knipowitschia caucasica, 264 nucleotides. The record is from the annotation of a GenBank genome assembly. NCBI's taxonomy places the organism in Eukaryota, Metazoa, Chordata, Actinopteri, Gobiiformes, Gobiidae.
AUGGAGGAGAAAUAUGAACUCGGACCCAGAAGCGACCCGAGACCUCAUCAGGACCUCAUCAUGGCCUCAUCAGAGCCUCAUCAUGGCCUCAUCAUGACCUUCAGCGGGACCUCAUCAGAGCCUCAUCAGGACCUCAUCAGAGCCUUAUCAUGGCCUCAUCAUGACCUUCAUCUCUACCUCAUCAGGACAUCAUCAGAGCCUCAUCAUGGCCUCAUCAGGACCUCAUCAUGGCCUCAUCAGGACCUCAUCAUGGCCUCAUCAUAA